GAAGAAAGGACAGAGGACCAACUCCGAGAAAAAGACAAGCAAGUGAGGGAGAAUGAUGAGCAACUGAGGAGAACAGAAGAGCAACUGAGAGUGAAAGGUGAGCAGCUUGAAAUAAAUGAGAAGCAACUGCGAGAAAAAGGCAAGCAAGUGAGGGAGAAAGAUGAGCAAUUGAGGGAGAAAGAUGUGCAAUUGAGAGAGACAGAGGAGCAACUGAGAGUGAAAGAGAAGCACCUUAAAAUAAACGAGAAGCAACUGCAAGAAAAAGGCAAGCUUGUGAUGGAGAAAGAUGAGCAACUGAGGAGGACACAAGAGCAACUGAGAGUGAAAGAGGAGCAAAAACAGAGUUUGCAAAGACAAUUGAGCAUUUUGGAAGGUGAUAAAACGAGAGAAAGCGCUAAAUUCCAAGAACAAUUAAAUAUCAAGGUGCAAGAACUGACCGACUUACGAAAAGAGUUGAGAGAUCGUGAACAAGAUAACGUUGUACUCGAAAAAGACCUCUUCGCAGCUAAAGAAAAAUUAACUGAAUAUGAAAGUAAGUUAAAGACACGUGACUGGGUCCUUUGCCGAGAUGAACUUCAGUUAAGUGAUGAAAGUCUUGGAGUGGGGUCGUUUGGACGAGUUGUGAAAGGUAGAUAUUGUGGCUGUGUGGUGGCUAUAAAACGGCUUCAUCUACCAACUCUUAAUCAGCGACAGCGCCAUUUGUUUGAACGGGAAAUGGAUAUAGCCUCAAGAUGCCGUCAUCCAUGUUUGUUACAGUUCAUCGGAGCUACCGAAGACGAAAGUCCUUUGUUUGUUACAGAAAUCAUGGAGACAAGUUUACAAAACUUGUUACAAAAGCGGAAGCAAAAGAAUCGACACCUCACCGAGACUGAUAUCAUUUUUAUAUCUUUGGAUGUUGCUCGAGCCCUAAACUACCUUCAUCAACGAAAACCUGAACCAAUUGUACAUCGUGAUGUGAGUAGCGCUAAUGUGUUGCUGUGGAAACAGAAUAACCAGUGGAGAGGCAAACUGGGAGAUUAUGGAACUGCGAAAUUUCUUCAAGAAACUAUGACAGUUGCUCCUGGAGCUAUGAUUUACGCCGCGCCUGAAAUAGGUUGUCCUUUCAAGCAAACAGUGAAGGUAAGUCUACUAUAUGGAAUCAGUUUGUAAAGGUUAAUGAUUUUCCUUAAAUCCAGUGUAGAUUGAGAAAUGGCCUCAAUAUGAACAACACUAAUAUCUAUUCCAACUUCUCAUGUAGUUACAAAUUCCAUUGACUCAUACGUCAAACCACAACGAUUUGGCAGCCUUUGAAAAAUACGAAUAGUUUUUGUGACCCUUUCUUUCUUAUAAGACGAUAAAUUUGUGAAAGCUGUUCAGUAACGAUUUUGUAGCCAGAAACGUAUUGUUAAAAAUAGGCCCUAUUGACAAUUACUACCGUUCAAAAUUAUAGGAAUAAAAUAAUGCAAAUUUUUACAAUGCGCUAUAACUUAGAAUUUCGCAAAUUGACUUUCUACUGCCUAACUGAGAAAAUCGAUACAAAUCUCUGGGCAAACGAUUUAAUAAGCCCGCAAGACGUCUAGUUCAACCCUAAUUUUGCGAAAAAUCGCGACAUUCCAGGGGUUAAAAAAAGUGUGACACGGCCCGUCACGCCAGUGUUACCGAUACAUACGCUUUAAACAAUUUACUUAAAGGCAGAUUAAAAGCCUAUUCGAAAUUUAAUCUUUCAGUAAAACUAUUAUUCUCAUUGAUUGCAGCAUUUUCUUCAGAUACAACAUAUAGCGUCCCUGUGAUAGCGUCACACAUUUUCAUGUUAAGUUUCAGACUGGCGAUUUCCGCUAAAAAAUGGUAUAUAAACAGAACAAAAUCUAAAAACUAAAACUGAUUACUGAAUGAAUUUUUGCAUUGAGAGAUAUUUACGAAUUAAAUCAUCGCCAGUCAAUGCCAUUUGGUUUAUAAAAACUAAUUUCCUUGAAGCAGUUAAAUAUUUUCGACUAAGUAUGGGUGCAAUUGUUCUUUUCAAAGUUUUUCGACCCUUGCGUGCUCUCUAAACUGAAAAAAAGCUACGUGGAUGCCGAAGAGGAGCCUAUAUACUCGUAUGACAACGUGUAUGAAUCAUGAAGCUACGGCAUGACUGUCUAUAUGACCCAUUAAAACAAACUAAGAAGACACUUUGGUGCUUUGUCAGGCUUACCAUUAACUCAGUUUCGGGUUGCUUUCGACGUUUCAGUGGAAAAUUCCUGAAACAAACGGAACGUCUGAAAAGGCACUCAUCUAUUUUCCUGGUUGGAAAAUGUCUUCAAACCUUUUUUGAUGAUUAGUUUUAGGCUUUCGCGGCCGUUUUUCAUUAAACGAAACUAACUUAGGCAAAUGGUAAACGCGAUUACCGAACGGAAUCAAAAUUUUCUGCUCACCAUUUGCCCAAACCGCGAAGCGACCGGUUUACCAAUGUAAAUGGUAGAAAAGUCUUGUGUCCAAAAGCCUGCGAUACAGCUUCCUCUCAUCGCUAUCUGCCGCUAGGGACAUUUCGUCAAAGAGCGGUGAGAGGCAGCUGUAUCGCAGACUAUGCAUCAUAGAUCUGAAGUACCUUGAGGGGCCUUGUUAAGUGCACAGUAGAUCGUAGCAAUGGCAGAUCGUUGCAAUAUCCCUGAUAUCUCUAAUUACUUCUUAAGAGACACCAACAGAGAACUCGCUAUUCCUUUACUCCAGACAAAUGUUAAGAAAAUUAGUUUUUCUGGAGCAGUUCUUUGGAUUAGCCUUCCUAUAUAUUGACCAGCAGCAGGCGAAGUCUCUUGGGGUUUUGAGGGCUGGCGGCAGACAAUUAGCAGACUAAGGCUCUCAGUUGUAUUCUGUUUUGUGACAAAGACAAAGGUAAGGUUUUAGAGGCCUUCUUUGGCGUCUAAGUUUCAUAGACUAAGGCUACGGAGGAUGAGGAAAGUCCUCAAGACUGUCCUUCCCAUUUAGGUGUUCCCAUUCGUUCGUUACAAGAUUCUUCUCAGGUUUGGCUUAGUAUUAUACUCUAUUUGUUUCCCUAUUUUUACUGUUAUUUUUUUUCGGCGAAAAAGACGAUGCUCUCUUUCCAAACGCUGUUGAAAGGAUAUUUCAGUCUUUUAACCUGUUAUCUGCAGUUCAGUAUUUCAGCCAAAGUUUCCAUGACACUAAAACGUCAAUCAGUGCAAAGUCUUUCAGACCACAAACCGUUUUUUUUGCGUAAGCCAAGAACGCGGAAUAGUCGAACGGAUGAUCUGGAGCAAAACAAAAUGGUCGUUCCCUCUUGUCUGGAGCAAAUGGGGGGCAGGGUGGGAGGAGUGAGUGAGACUGGGAGAGAAGCGAAAACUACGUCUAAAAAAUAAGAUAGAAACUGACAAAGAAAAAAUAAAAGAAAGAAAACAAGAAAGAAAAAAAUGACAGUUUCGCAGUCUAAAAGCAGUUGAGAAUUUAGUACUACCAAAUCCAUUCCUGCUGAUCACUAACAAAGCGCCAAAAGUGCUCGACGCUCAAGUUGAAUAUAUACCAUAAAAAUUUGGAAAUGAAGGACGUAGUUAACCUGAAACAGGCCUUCAGAUAGUUGGGAAAACACAAAGAAAAGUGAGCUAGAAAAAAUGGCGAAGGAGCGGGGUUAGGGAGAGACGGACGAAAGGUCCUCCUACUCUCUCCCUCUUACUCUCUUAAACCUUUGUUUUCCUCCGUUCCCCAUUUCGUGCCACUGUCCAGUAUCCACCAUCCACUAUCCACUGUCCACUACGCCUGGAAUAGGCUAGUUCAUAGUGGGCCAGAGCGUUUUUUCCAAUGCCGAUGCAAGGAUCUAUAGAUGUCCAUUUAGGAGCAUUUGACAUUUUUAAAAGCUCAUACUCACGCUGCAACUAUUCCUGCUUUAGCAUUAGUAAAACGCCACUUUUUUUUCUAUUUUCCAUUUUGCUGUAGAGAAAAGUUUUUGGCGAUUUGGUUUUGAUGAUGGUGUUUCAUCGUCGAUCGAAACGAGUUAAAUGUUUUCUGAAACGUUCGUUACAAUGUAACUUUAUAAGCGUGAUAAUAAUAAAUCGAAACGUACAUGUAUACUGAUACAUAAUUACUUAAAAGAGAAAACUCGCAAGAAAAAAAAAGUGUUCUAAUUAGUUAAUAUUGGUUGUCCCCGUCUUAAAUUUAAUGUAUCUGUGCCUUUUGAGGGAUGCUUAAAUUAAUAAAACACACCACUGUACUUGUUUAAAGUCUGUUUUCGUUGGGCUCGGUCGUCGACGUCUUGCCGACGUCGAUCAAAAAAACCGACUUUUGGGCAACUGCAUCCAAACAAACUGACUCUUCUAAAUAAGAUAAGUGUAUUGAAAGAUGUAAUAUGGAUUGAGUGCUGGAAUUUGGCACGUGAUCAGCGUUGAAUAGAAUGUUGAAAGUGUAUCUGUAGUUAACACCGCUGGCGUGACGGGCCGUGUCACACUAUUUUAACCCUAUAAUUUUGAACGGUAGAAAUUGUCAAUAGGGCCUAUUUUAACAAUAUCUUUUUGGCCACAAAUUUAGUACAGCUUUCACAAAUUUAUCGUCUUAUAAGAAAGAAAGGGUCACAAAAACUAUUCGUGUUUUUCAAAGGCUUCCAAAUCGUUGUGGUUUGAUGUACGAGUCAAUGAAAUUUGUGUAAAAUUUCGUUUUACCGGAAGUGGAUUAUGAGCUCCGAACGGGCAAAAUGAGUUUUCUCGAAUUUUAGCAAAAGAACACGUUAUUUGGGAAAACUAUCUACAGCAUGUUUCAUUACUCGUUAAGGGUUAUCGAUGAGCCAAAAAUGAGCGGAAUUCGAAUUUUGAACUUGUGCCACAAAAAAACGAUUUUGGUUGAUAUUUACAGACAGUCGCUCUUAAAGAGCAAUUGGAGGAGGGUUGUGAAAAUGUACAUUUGUUUUGCUUCUAUUAUUUUCCCCCUCCUAUUUUUUAGUAAAAUUAUCUAAUGCAGUGUUGUUAUUCUUUAUUGUGGAAAGGAAAAAUGAGAAAUGAUAGCGGAGCGCGCGCAGCGGAGCACAAUGGGUAACAAAAUUAGAGACCUUAAGAUACCCCGAAAUCGGUGUACGGGUAACGGGUAGCGCCAUGUUUUUUUCAUUUUGUGGUGACGUUAUCGACAUUACCCGGUAGAACCAGCCGUGUUUCCGGGGUAGACACCAGUUUACCCGUAGAAGAUUUACGAGUAGCUGCAAGUCCUACAUGAUGGAGAAACGAGUAAGUUUUUAGGACUUUUUAAGUACAAAUGUAAAUUGUAUGACUCCUUGGCAAAGUUAUUGCAAGUCUGUUCAAAUAUUUUUGCCAAAUUUGAAUUUUAGCUGUAAAGAAAGCGCUUCAAAAUGUAUUGAUUUUGGACCUCAAAUGAGCAGGUUGAACUCUGAAACAAUAUCAAUUUGUGGCGGUAUUUGGGGGGAUUUCUGAGAAUUGCUCGAACGUUUGAGUUUCGCAAAAGAAAUAGCAUUGAAAAAUUUAGCAUGGGAGUCACUGUUCAAAUUGACAAUCAAAGGAGUUGUUUGGUGAUGUGCCUCGAUCAAAUGGCGGGGUUUGCGAUAACAAGCUUUCGGUCGAGGGACUUCCCGCCAAGUUUCUUAAAAUCUUUCUAUGAUAUUUCAAUAAGCUUAUGUAGUCCUAUGUAUGAACGAAUUAUUUGUUGCAGCUUGUUGUUAAGAUUUGAGGGAGAUUUUGUAUGCAUUAAGCGACAUGCAUGUACAAAGUUAAUUUUGCGUGCUUGUUCUUCGGGUAUCUUAAUCGAAAUAGUCACGCACAUGAACAUUUUACGUGUACGGGUAGACUACCCGUACCCGUACCCGUACACCGAUAUCGGGGUAUCUUAAGGUCUCUAAUUUGGUAAACUAUCCAUCCGAGAAAAGUUGGUCAUGACGUAGCGUACGCCCGCCCGCCCGUACACACACCUCAUGUAAGCCGAUGUCAAAUGUCACAAUAGAUCUUGCACAACUUGACUAGCCUUUCAGUUUUGUAAGCCAUCCGUAUGGGUACGAUUAGAUUGACAGCUGUCAAAAUCAGACAUCCGUUGACAAUUAUCACAUGACCAUCUCGCGGGCUCUGAUGAAAGACCAGUCGUUUUGCCCCUACAUAUAAGCUGAUAUAAAAUGUCACGCUUACCAAUUCAACGUAAAAACAAAACUACGCCGGGCAGGGCUGUCAGUCGGCUGACAGUCGUUUAAAGUUAUAUUGGCAAGCCAAAUUAACAGCUGUCAAAAUAGGGACAUGAGCAGACCACUAUCAGAAAACUAAUAACGUGGGCUCAGGUUCGCUCAGGUACACGAUCUGGCAUUUUCCAGUACAAGCCGGACGGAUAUGUCUUACUCACACUGGUAGUCUGUUAACUCGAAUAUUCGCCAUUCUAAUGAAAGCUAAUUGACAGCUGUCAAACUAGAGUAUACGCUGACUAUCAUCACCUGACUGUAUCGCGGGCUCAUUUUUCUAUCCAUUGAGGUCACGUAGUUUGUAAAGUUUUCCGCUGAUAUUUUAUUUGAUCACGGGCUCAAUUCGAAGCUCCAUAGCUUAGAAAAUCUAUCCAUCCUAGAAAAUUCGGUAAUCACGUGACCGUAUACCGACCACCCGACCUUCCGUCCGUCCGCACCACAGGCAUACCAAUGUUCAAUCUCACACUUUUUAGCUAGUAUGGGAGCCUGCAACCUGAUAUUGUAUACCCAUGUUUUGAUUAAUUGACAGCUGUCAAAAUAGUGUUUCUGCUGACCAGUAUCGACUGACCGUAUCGCGGGCUCAGGUAUCGACCCACUGAGUUCGAAUGUUUUUUUAAGUUAUCCGCUGACAAGUUGCUACUUUUCAAAUGAUCGCAGGCUCAAGUUCAAUUUUUUUAAAAUGCAUAUGAAAGAAGUCGUGUUCAUGAGCCGCACUUUUAAAAUUUUGAUUUCGAACUGACCUUGGACGCGAAAAUUCAACCGGCUUUUACAUGCAGGGAAGGCAAUCGCCUUUGACUUUUCUCACUGUCACGCGUUGAUCACGCUCUACGACCAAUUUUUAUGUUCUAAUUGGUCAAAAUUUGACAGGUGAGUUCAUGCGGAAAAUUUAUGCAGCGUCUCGAAACUUGCUUACUGAUAGCUGAAGCUGACAGAGUUUUGUGUCAUCUUGGGAUGUUUUAAACUGUCUUUUUCUUCUUGAUGUACAAAAUGAAAUACAGCUGCUAUCAAGAUUGUUCUGUAGUUCAUGGCUGGUUUGUUUAUUGCGCUUUUUGUUGACAAAUGUACCGUUUGUCAAAGUCAUUGGAAAUCCGAUUUCGGAUGACAUCGUUUUCAAAAAUGAGCUUACUCACUUGCCCUUGCUUGAAGCAGCAUCUCGACUGGUAAGCCUGAGCAAUUAUUGUCUUUGAUGUGUUUUUUUUUUUUUUCGGUUUCCUGAAGUGGAGAGUAUGGUUUAUGCGGCUUUAGUUUAUACACGAGCAAUGAUCUAACCUACAAUAGUAUCAAGUUUAAAAAGCCUUUAGACGUUUUUUGACCGCAAAUUCAAAGAAUAUAUAGAUAUGAUCUUGGCUGUAAACGGAAAGCUCUGAGCGAUUUUCUUACCUUGAGUUCAUCUUGAAAAAGAGCAAACACCGGGUAGCCGGCUUAAAACAUAAAUAAGCUUAUGCUUACCUGACUCAUGAUUUUCAAAGACACUUUACUCUCAAUACUUGUCUUCGUGAAUGAAACUUAUUGUCUCUUUACAUGUUUCACCGAAUUAUAUUUAUUUUAUUGAUUGUUAGUAGUCCCUCUCGCAAUUUUUAUCGCUGCGCCGGUUGUUUCCAGUCGAACAUAAACAUCGCAUACAGGAAUACUCAAAACGCCGCGCGUAAAAAGCUCGCUUUGAAAGAUUACACGUAACAAAUCGUAAACAGUUUUAUAAAUAAAGGGAAAUAAAAACUAAACAUAACAAAUUCUCUAUUAAUCUAUUAAUCGGCACUGCAAAUUUGGUGCCUGUCAAAAGUGAGAACCCGUCCGGCUGGCCGAAAAGGUGGUUUUGGGAAUUUUUUUUCCCUAAAAGCCCAUAAUUAUUACCCUGCAUAUAAUAUAGGACCAGAUUUUUCUUACUGAAAAGUCCCGGCAUUAUGGACUUCUCUCCAUGAAAACGUUUUAUAAUGUGGUCAAUGCUAUAAUUUGUUGUGCAAAGGAAGCGCGUGCUUUGAUCUUCCUAGAUAUUGAAUGAGUGCAAUUUAUCUUGCAAAAUUGUGAAAAACUGCAGAAUUAUAGGUUUAAAUAGGGCAAAAAAGAACAAAAUUCUGUCCGAGGUCCGUAUGAUAAAAAAAGGGCCUCAUAGAUGAGAAAAAGUAUGUUUAAAAGGCUGGUUUACACGCCACUAGAUUCGUCGCCAAGAUUUACUUGUAAAGUAAACUUGGCCUCCUGUUUAGACAGAGGAAUGCAACGUGUAAAUUGGCUGCCACCAAGAUUCGGGGUUAUCCAAUCAUCCAUGGUCUCUCAAACGGAGCAACAGCUAAUGCAAAUACAAUACACGAAUAGGUCUAUUUGUUUUCCAGGCCUAAUUUACUGUGAUCGAACAUGAUUGCUAUUUUUGGGUGUACAAAUAAGACUAUUAUCUCGAUGUAAAUUUGUUUCACUCUUGGACUGUCAAAUUAUUUUUCUCUAAAAUCACUUAGCCUUUGCCUCAAAAGUCACAUGAAUGUGCCCUGAUCUGUGGACUACAAGUUUAUUGUUUGAUUUAAAUUGUGAAUUUUUUAACGGGAGCUUCGCUUUUAGCCCUGGCUAGAUCUAUAUAUUACCUUUUUAGGAUCCCGGUAUUGGAAUUUAGCAGCUUUUGCCUCGGAGGCUUCAAGCAAAAUAAACUUCACUGCACUUCACUGUUCGUGGUGAAGUAUCGGCUGUCUCCUGAAGAAGCAUUUUCAAGACCAUCGACUGGCCUACAUUAGAGAGAAUUAGAGUGAACGCCUAUGGCAAAAGGCAAACGUAAGAUUUAAGCUGCGAAUUUCUCAAAGGGAACAGAUAAAAACAGUCUAAAACAAUUUUUUAUGGAUAAAAGUAACGUAAAAAAGUACCAAUUUUUGUGUUAAAGUUGACUUAAAGUAAUGAACAAUAGAAGACAAGUGAAUGGAAAACUUUGUCACCUGACCAACUUGGUCACCUGAUACGAAUUCACGUUUGCCGUUUUCUCGUGUUCCCACCCUCAAGAGAGAUAGUGAGGAAGUGAAGGUUUCAUUUUGUGUUGUAGCGUAACAGGAACAGAGAGCAAUAUUUAUGCCUUUCUUAAAACGCGAUCAUCCAAGGUGAACUGAUAUUCUUUAAUUCCAGUAAUUUGUUUUGUUGGCUUAGAUUGAUGUUUUCAGUUUUGGAGUUCUGUUCUGUGAAAUGUGCACCGGACAACUGCCAGAACCUGAAAGGCGCGAGGAGCAAGUGAGACUGGUGACUAACAAGAACUUUGGAAAGCUGAUACUGUGGUGUAUUGAAGAUGAUCCAGACAUGAGACCCAGCAUGGAAGAGAUCAUUGAGGAGCUGGAGCAGUUAAAUAGUGACAAUAAUUAUGAAAGAACGACGUAGCAGUAAGAAAUUCAAUGCGGAAAACUCGGUACACGCUAACUUUAUGAUGUUUCCAUCACAUUACUUUACGGCAACUUUUGACAGAUAUGGUCAAGGUAUAAGCCAGAAAUGAUUAUUACAACGGUUAUUACAGUAGGGACCUUGCGAUCUGAGUCCGGUGACACAAGUGAAACUUCACUGGAAAACUAAGUUCGCGUCCGGCUUUUAAAAAUUUUGUGAUUAUUUCAAGUCGUUUAGUCUUUUAAUAAGAUACAAUAAAAUUAAAUUGGUCGCCUUGUCGUUCACGUUCUCAAGAGAACUUUAAAUUUGGCCUUUUCACGUAGUAGUUGUGUAGGGACCUCAAAGAAAUUGACAGAAAAGCUUAUGCAGAUGCAUACAGAGUAGCUGUUUAAUCUUUGCCCCGUCGCCGUCGUCGUAGCUUUGUAAGGUUCCCAUUACUUUGUAAGAUCGGAAUAGCUUGAUCAAUGUUAUACAAGCCGUAUUUUUUUCCUGUACAGAUUGAGUCUGAGAAAACAGACGAAUUUGCUAUGCCACUACUAGUUUCCCCGCGAAUGACAACUGAGGAACGAGCGCAGAAAUACGCACGUCAACCGGAAGUGGACUUUUUGCACUCUUCGGCCGUGAUUUUAAACAAACCUUUGGGCAAAUCGUCUCUAUAAGAGUAAAGCCACUUAGCCAUACAAAUAUGGUGGCGUAUGGUUGACGUGCGUUGCUCAAACACAUUGCUGCUUAAGCUCUCCAAUGUCAUACUGCUGACGUUUCACUACCCAGAUCUGGGUAAUAAUUCUGAUUGGUCGUGCUGCGAGGUCACUUCAACCAAUCAGAAGCACUGCUCAGUGUGGAGUUUCUGCGCUCGUUUCUCAGACGUCAUUUCUCGGGGAAACCAAUGGCGGCGUCGCAAAACGUCGGCUGUUUUCUCAGGUUUUGUACGGAUCUACACUGUACCUGAUAGAUAUAUUUAUAGUUUAAAAUACAAUUUACAUGUUCAUUAAAGUAUUUGUUGUUAAGAAUACAGUUUACAGAGUAGUUAUUGAUUGAGGUAUUUGCAGUGUAAAGAUAAUUGAAGUUAAAGUGCCCAUAACGAAUUUUUUUUCUUGUCUCAUCCGAAUUUACAGAUCAAGCAAUGAUGUUCCGCUAAGAAAUUUGUUGAUUCUGACGAAACCCGAUUUUCUUAAUGAUUUUUUUAACUCCUUGAAAUUUGCCGCCAUUUUGUUCCACCAUUCGCAUUAGUCUCCUCACGGUCGGACCGGAGCAGUGACGUAGUCGUGACGUAGGUUUAGGAACUCUUAUUCCACACAAAUGAAAACUGGUCUAUUCGUUGGUCUAUUCGCCAUUUGCACAUCUCCCGUAAUACAGCUUGUUUGACCCCAAAAAUUUACAUAAGCAUUGUCUUCAAUUUCUCUUGGGGCGACUGCAAUACCCAGAAAUUUAAAAUAAAAGUUAUGCUUUUUUGGGGUGGAGGGGGGGAGGAAGGGGGGGUGGGGGCUCUUAAUAGUCGUUAGGUACUGAAGUUGAGAAUUAAAUUUGCAUAUUAGUUAGGUAUUUGUAGUUAUGAAAAAAAGUUCCGUAUUGUAAUAAAUAUUACUCAAAUAAGAAUACAAUUUACAUAGAAAUUAAAAUUUGUUAUAAUGAUUAAAGUAUACGUAGUAAUUACAAAGUAGUUAAGCAUUUGUAUACAUCAAAGAAUUGUGUAGUGUUUGUUUAAGAUAGUUUUUGGAUUUACGUAGAACUGUAGAUAGAUCGGUUUUUAUUUAUGUGUGAAGUGUCUGAUAAAGCAUUCAUAGUUUUAAAAAUUACGCUUUUCAAAGAAAAUUAGUUUUAAGUUACUCCGGAUAAUCACAAACGACGCGGACAAUUGAAGAAAUGAGACCCGGAAAUACGAUACAUAGCUGCUGCUCAGUCAUACGCGGGAAAAUAUGAACGAAGGAACGAAUGGUAUCCACUUUUUUCUGAUUGGUCGAGUGCUGGGCAGUUUUGAACCUAUCACAAGACGAACGUGCUCAAGGAAACAGGUAGGCGUUAACUGAAAAGUGUUCUGAGUCGUAGCGUCUAAAAAGUUUUUUUUUUGCAAUAUAUUUUCAUAAAUAUAGAGAGCAUAGUUUGUUAUAAGAAAUUACGUAAUUUUAUAUGUUACAGUCUACAUGUGUAAUUAACUUUUACGGUAUGUAGCAGAUAUGACACAUCAGUGUAAAACAUGAUUUUGCUGAUAGUGUAAUAGAAUGGAUAUACCUUUUUAAAACUAUUUUUAUUUAUUAUCUAACGUCCAUUAUGCUGUUUUAAAAUAUUUUGUAUAACUGACAACAGUGAAACGGCCCGUAAGCGAGCACAUUGAAUGCAUGUCUAGUUGACGAUAAUCGAUCUCAGAGGGCGAUCAGCGACCCACCUUCCCAACCCACCAGGCAUGACGCAGUGCGAUGCCUUCAAUACAGUCAUGUAAAUGUACCGCUCUCCACACUUCUUGAUAGCGAUUGGACAGCGACUAUUUUCACCCCUCCAUAUCGCAUUGUAUAUUCAUGUGUAUUGUAGGUAGUGAGAAUAUGAUACAAGUGAUAAGAGGGCAACUGACUCCCAGAGUUGCGGAAAUUUGACAGAGAUGUUUUCAUUAACGUGUUAACCGUUUUUAACAUAUUUUUUUAGAUCUUUUUAGGCACUAACUCGUUUGUAAAACAGGUUCCAACUAAAACAAUCUCACUCACUUUCGCUAUCAAGGUUUUAAAGGCAGAUUUUUUUGGUCCACACAUUAGACUUUUUUUUUUUCAAAAAUAACUCAAUCGUUAACAAACAGUGGGUCCACGCUGCCCCGGGGAAGUGACUCUCCUAUGAAUGUGAGGUGGGUGCUCGUCGGUAAAUUAGAAUUAGACUUCCAAGAGAUGACUUAUGUCCAGGAUUGAUCUUGUUAGCAAAAAUUUGCUAACAAGUUCUCUUCGCAAUUUUAGAAGAAAAGAUGAAAAGAAAACUGCUAUCAAAAAAGUAUAGAAGAAAGAGCAAGUUUCGCAAAAAUCGCAAAAGUAACGAGAAUUUUUCUUGCUAUAUGAAAAAUCGCAAAAGUAGAAAAGUUCAGAAGGGCUUCGUGGAGUCCGCAAAAAAAAUCCCAAAGGUAACGAGAAUUUUUCUUGCUAUGAGAAAGUUUGAGUGACAAAUAUGGCAAAAAUAGCAAGAAUAACAAAUUUAACAAAAUUCUACACUUAGAAAGAGAAAAGGUCAAGAAGGGCUUCGAGAAGUCCGCAAAGUUUUGCAAAAAUCGCAAAAGUAACAAGAAUUUUUCUUGCUAUGUUAAAAGACUGAGCAACAAAUAUGGCAAAAAUAGCAAAAACAACAAAUUUAACAAAAUUCUACCCUUCCUGGGCAUAUUUCUAUCCAAAGAUAACAUUUUAUUGCCUAUGACAGUGUCAUUACAUUCAUCGUGGAUUUAUACACCCCUGCAUUAUGAAAUACAGCAGUCGCACGACCCCUAUUGGAAUACCACUUGGAGGGCUUUUCCCCAGUGUCCUGUACAGCUUUCUCAAUUCUGAUUGGAUUGGGGCAGCAGAUAACAGUGGCCACGACUACAAGGACCCUCGCUUUAUAAUUGCAUAUUUUUAGUUUUGGCAGGCUUUAUCAUCAAUCGCUACGUAGACCUGUCACUUUGCAAGCUAAGAACAAACUACAGUGAAGGUUACUCCAUUCCGCAAGGCUAUUUAUUUGAAGUCAUAUCAUGCCCUACUUAUUUUGGUUCAAUGCUGGAACGGGAACAAAAUUCUCACAGGCAGCUAACCGAGUUGCAACAACGUGAACAAACUUUGCAGCGGCAGCUCAGAGAGGUUCAAGAACGGGAUCAGAACUCCCCUUGACAACUAACUUGAGUUGCAGCAACGCCAAGAAAAUUUCCAGAGUCAGUUAAGAGAGAUGCGGUAGGGAGAAGGGAAUUGACAAAAGCAGUUAACACAGCUUCAGGAACGGGAACAAAACUAUCAAAGGCAGCUAACGUCGUCGCAACAACGCGAAGAAAACUCUCAGAGGCAGCCGGAGUGAGGGAGAAGCAGCGGCAGCUGAGGGAGUUAAGACAAAGAAAAGAAAAUUCACAAAGGCAAUUAAGGGAGACAAGACAGCAGUUGACAAAUUGCCUUGGACAAGUUUCUGAACUACAGUUAAGUCUUUCAACAGCUCAGCAAACAAUAAGUCAGUUACGCAGCCUUGAAACACGUGACUGGGUUAUUCCCCGCGACGAAAUUCAAAUCACAGAUGAAUGCCUUGGGAGGGGAGGAUGGGGAAGUGUCAAUGAGGGAACGUAUUGUGGCUGUACUGUAGCAGUGAAAGAAAUCCACGAGUUGAUUCUCUCCCCUCAUAACAUACGUCGUUUUGAGAGGGAAAUGGAUAUUGCGUCCAAGUGCCGCCAUCCUCACUUACUACAGUUUAUCGGCGCCACCAUUGAUGAGGGAAGUCCUCUAUUUGUCACCGAGCUGAUGGAGAAAAGUCUGCGGGCUCUAUUGGAACAGCGACAACUCUCUGAAACGGAAAUACGCGUUAUUUCACUGGAUGUAGCACUUGCGCUGGACUAUCUUCAUCAGAAGAAACCAGAGCCCAUCAUUCACCGGAAUGUCAGCAGUGCUAAUGUUUUGCUUUGGCGACAAGGUGACCAAUGGAGAGCCAAAGUGUCAGAUUAUGGCACUGCUAAUUUCAUACAGCAGACCAUGACAGUGGCUCCUGGAGUUAUGAUUUACAGCGCACCUGAAGCACUUACAUCACACCAAACAGUCAAGGUAAGUAUAGGUGAAUAUUCAAGACUGUUUACUUACUAAAACUGUACAGCAAUGCUAACAGUGGCAGAAGUGAAAGUAACCCUUGCCCUUUCGCCCAAACUCGCCAUCUUGUCACUCCACAAACAAUACAACAUUUUUGAACUGAAAUGAGCAUAUCAUUGUCAGGAGUCUUUGUACCUUGUUCUGCACUUUUUUCACUCUUUUAUGUUCCAGCUUUUCAUGUAUUUUGUCCACGUAAUUGGAUUCGUUAAUUUAUCCCUUCUUUUCUCUAAAGACAACAGUUACAGGAUGGCAAAAGUUAGUAUUUUUAGGAACAAAACAAUAAAGCCAAGAACUGAUCAUGAUGCGUUUUAAGGAUCUUCUGUUUUCUAGUCUUUUCUUAUCCAUUUAUCGAUAAUCAUCUAUUUCGUAGUUUGAAUUCUCGAGAUUCUCCCUCUGGUGUUACUUUAACUCUUUUCGUAAUCAGUAUACCACUAAUAAGUAAUACAAAUAAAUAAUAUUCUGGCAUAAAGUCAUGUAUUAUUAUUGUUUUUAGGUUGAUGUCUACAGCUUUGGUGCUCUUCUUUGUGAAAUGUGCAUGCGGGAACUGCCAGAUCCUACAAGGCGAGAAGAUCAAGUUGUGCUUGUAACAAACGCUGUGUUUCGCGACCUGCUGCGGCGAUGCCUGCAGAGAGAGCCUGGGACGAGACCAACAAUGCAGGGAAUAAUCGAUGAACUGAAAGAUGCCAAUGUAUCAUCUUAA
This is a messenger RNA of Porites lobata, 14947 nucleotides long. Lineage: Eukaryota; Metazoa; Cnidaria; Anthozoa; Scleractinia; Poritidae. The record is from the annotation of a GenBank genome assembly.